AUGGAGGAGAACGUAGGCAACUUGGGGGAUUUAGGGGAUCAUAACAUGGAGGACCUCAAUCGAACAGAUCACCACCUAAGCCAAGGCGAACUGCUAGGAAAUUCCAAUGUUGGGACCUCUUCUGGGCCAGCUCAAAAGAAGCAAAAGCAGUAG
Molecule: messenger RNA, 153 nt
Organism: Dovyalis caffra
Lineage: Eukaryota; Viridiplantae; Streptophyta; Magnoliopsida; Malpighiales; Salicaceae
Source: the annotation of a GenBank genome assembly